UCUCCCACCAAAUAAAAUUCAUGGAGCCACCAAACCUAUUCGGCCACUAAAAUGGAUAACACAGCACAUUUAAAGUUUUAUAUUUAGUUAGACUACAUAUAAAAUAACCAAUAGCCGAUAGUUUGUUGCAUUUAUAAAAUGUAUGGGUGUAAGAUCGUUUACAAGAUAUUAAAACACUUUAUUUUGCUAUUUUAGUGUCGCAGUAUCACCUUGAUCUCCAGAUUAAGAGGUGUUCCCUUUGAGAUUUAAAAAAAAAAUAGUUAAAGAUAGGAGCUACUGCAGAGGGGUGAAAGAGCCACCUUCGGCUCCCGAGCCGCGGGUUAUAGACCCGUAGCUAAACCACUGUGUAACUUAAUUUGCAUGCGAUGCUAUGUUCUUCCUGCUGCUAUACGUAGGCCUAAUCAUAGCCUGGUUCCAACUUGUUUUGACAGUUGGUAAAGCCCCCAAAACAUUUCCUCAUGCCUGGCAUCUUCAAUAAGGGAGUAAACGUUCACCUGUGUGGGAGCAUUUGAAAAUGCCUUUGUUUUUUGACGGGUUAAGAGUUUCAAACCACCUUUGGCGCCUUUGGUCUGGUCAAAAUUCUGCCUAGCUUUACUGAAGGUUCAUUUAAUUUAAGGGAUCUAAUACAAUUAAAAAAUUGAGCCGAUAGACUUUAAGUUAAAGGUCUGUUGUAUUUUUGUUCAUAUGGUUUUGGGGCAGUCGCAUACUUUUUUUUUGGACUCUAGAUCUGCGAAACUAUCCCGCCCAGAAUCCAAGUGCACGUCGUGAACACGUGAAGGUGCUUAAAAAAAUACAAACUGGAUUUACUCUUUGAACGCUGUUUCCUCCUUCCUCAUAUUGCAGAUAUCUUGUGCGGUCACGUUUGGAAUGAAGAAAUAGUUCUAAUGAAUCUCGGGUGAGUCAACUCGACGUCUUAAAGCCUCGUCUGGUUCAUUCCUUUAAACAGUCAUCCAGGAACACAGACAGGACCUAAGAAGAGCAGCUCGUAUCAGUCAUGUAAAAUAUUACUUUAGGCCUAUACAUACAUCAUUUUUAUUUUAUUUUUAAGUUAUUAUUUAAUAUUAGAAUUUAUUUUAUUAUUUCAAUUCUUUUAAAUUAUUAUUUUACCCUCCCAAAGCAGUUGGUCGAUCGUAUAGUUGCAGGGCACCGCGCAUUAUUGAUUAUUCUACCGCGCGACGCACGGGUGAGCCAGGCCAGCGCGAGGGGGACGCACGGCCGGGCCAUGAGCCAGGCCUUGAGCGCGAGGCGGACCCACGGGGGGGUCAUGAGCCAGGCGGUCAGCGCAAGGGGUACGCACGGGGGGGGCAUGAGCCAGACGGUCAGCGCGAGGGGCCACACCCACACCGGGAGCAGGCUGACUGUCCGAGAGCUCAUCGAGCUGCACCGGAGAACCACCGGGGCGCAACCGGCGAAGCGACAGAGAUGCCCCCGGGACGCCCUCACUCAUCCCUACAUGUGGGGAGGUAACCGUCCACCUCCUGCGAACCCUGCUCUUAAACCCGGCGCCGAUCCGCUGUCAACCGCCGAGGCCGCACCCUGCAAAGUCUCCCGCUGCGACCUUCUCGACGACGGUGUUUCCACGAUCUGCCAGCCGUACGUCGAGCGCUCUCCGCCGCAGCGGGGCCUGGACCUACCCGCCGCGGAGCCCGAGAGUGUCGGUCGAGCCGUGAGCCUGUUUCAGUGGCAGGUGAUGCGCGAGAGCGGGAGGCUGGGGGCCGUGACGGAGUCACUUUUGAGGAUUCAGGACGAAGACGGAGACACAUGUCUUCACAUCGCCGUGGCGCAGGGAAAGAGAGCGCUUGCCUACGCUCUAGCUAAGAAGAGCGUUGGAUCCAUCGACACCAACGAGAACAACGGUCAGAGUGCCUUGCACAUUGCGGUGAUCACCAACCAGCCUUUGAUCGUGCAGGACCUGCUCCUUCUGGGGGCAAAGGUCAACAUUAGGGACCGCUGGGGUCGCUCUCCUCUCCACGUGUGCGCUGAGAACGGCCACGCCCUGACCCUCGAGAUCAUCCAAACGACCCUCUGCCUCGGAAACUGCCAACCAAUAAACGUGGAGCUGUUGAAUUACGAAGGCCUGUCCCCUCUCCAUGUGGCGGUGACUUCCUACAACACCCUGGUCCGGGAGCUACGGCGGCUAGGGGAGGGGUGCCCGCUGGUCGCCAUGGAGAUCGCCCGUCGUCAAGGGCAGCUGGCCGCCUGCGUCAGGACGCUGCUGCUCAUGGGCGCUCAGUGCACCACCCAGGCAAGAGGGAUUCAAACCAGAGUAGAGGCCUCUCUCUCUCUCUCUCUCUCUCUCUCUCUCUCUCUCUCUCUCUCUCUCUCUCUCUCUCUCUCUCUCUCUCUCUCUCUCUCUCUCUCUCUCUCUCUCUCUCUCUCUCUCUCUCUCUCUCUCUCUCUCCCUUCCCCCCCCCUCCUCUACCUCUCUCUCUCUACCUUUCUCUCUGUCUCUCUAAACUAACCCUUUCCAUCCGACAGGACCGCAAGAACGGGAAGACGGUUCUCCACCUGGCGUCGGAGGAGGCGCAGGGAGAGCUGUUCCUCCUCCUCCUCCACCACCCCUCCUCCUCCUCCAUCAUCAACCACAAGACGUACAGCGGUAACACGGCGCUGCACAUCGUCAGCUCUCUGGCGCGUGACGCCGGCGCCCUGACGCCGUUGGACACGCUCCUGAGGGCCGGGGCCGACCCGGGGGCCCGCAACCUGGAGAACGAACAGCCCGCCCACCUGGUUCCCCACAGCCCCGUCCGGGACAAGGUACGGAAGAUGAUCAAGGGCCACAACUACUACGCGCUUUUCCUAACCGCUCCGAAAAUGCAUAAACGCUGUCAGUCAGACAGUCCAACGUUCUAUUAAGAGAUCUUCCCUCGUGGGGAAGAUACCAGUCGUUUCAAUGAAACAUUAUCACCUGUACACUACUAUGUAGUGCCGAUGGGGGGGGGGUGUAUCGAAGGAAUGUAUGUUGGUGGAGGCAUAUGUGUUUGUGUUCUCGGACAGGGUGUGUCCUGAUUUUGUAUCCAAGGUGUGUGUGUGUGUGUGUGUGUGUGUGUGUGUGUGUGUGUGUGUGUGUGUGUGUGUGUGUGUGUGUGUGUGUGUGUGUGUGUGUGUGUGUGUGUGUGUGUGUGUGUGUGUGUGUGUGUGUGUGUGUGUGUAUGGCCUGUUUUUGGUAAUUAAGGUGUGUGUGUUUGUAUAUGUGCUAUGUGUGUUAUUCUGCAUCUGUCUCUUUCUAUCUCAAGUGUGUGUGUGGGUAUGUGUGACUGUGUGUCCUGUUUUUACAUGUAUAAGGCAUGUUAAGAUUUUGGUGUGAGGAAAUGUGUGUUUCUUUGCAUUGUGAGUCUCUCUGGAGAUGUUUGCUUGGUUUUUAUAUUGUCAUGCUGAAAGAGAUUACAUUUUAAAUUUUAUCUGAUGCAAAUAUAAUAUAAUCCCAUUAUAUAUUUAUAUUUUGUAAUUAUGGUAAUAUUGAGAAGAUUAUAAGAAUACAUUUUUACAAUGUGCUUCAAUAUGCAAUGCAAUUUGUGUUACUUCAUGUUUUAGAAAUCGUAUAAAGUUGGAUUUUGACCUUGCUUAUUAAAAGUCUGAGAUAUUU
Gadus macrocephalus (Pacific cod) is the source of this 3586-nucleotide messenger RNA. RefSeq names its product NF-kappa-B inhibitor zeta-like. Gene Ontology annotation, cellular component: nucleus. Gene Ontology annotation, molecular function: protein binding. The transcript is spliced from 8 exons. The coding region runs from base 1223 to 2461 and encodes 412 amino acids. NCBI's taxonomy places the organism in Eukaryota, Metazoa, Chordata, Actinopteri, Gadiformes, Gadidae. Gene Ontology annotation, biological process: regulation of gene expression. The record is from RefSeq and is a predicted model, not a curated record.